Colossoma macropomum (tambaqui) is the source of this 1442-nucleotide messenger RNA. It is a transcript of the gene scn4bb, whose product is annotated as sodium channel, voltage-gated, type IV, beta b. Lineage: Eukaryota; Metazoa; Chordata; Actinopteri; Characiformes; Serrasalmidae. The coding region runs from base 616 to 1302 and encodes 228 amino acids. Gene Ontology annotation, molecular function: transmembrane transporter binding; sodium channel regulator activity. Gene Ontology annotation, cellular component: voltage-gated sodium channel complex; membrane. Gene Ontology annotation, biological process: regulation of sodium ion transmembrane transporter activity; cardiac muscle cell action potential involved in contraction; regulation of ventricular cardiac muscle cell membrane repolarization. The transcript is spliced from 6 exons. The record is from RefSeq and is a predicted model, not a curated record.
AGAGAGAGAGAGAGAGAGAGAGAGAGAGACUCUGGUCUUAAGGCUGCAGUAAAAGAGAACUGUUCUGCUGUCCCGGGAUGAACAGCAUGUUCCGUGCGUGAGUGAAGGUACUGGAGCAGCAUCAGGACCAGAACAGCGUAGAGAGACUGUGAAUCUGUGUAUUUGUAUCCUGCGGACACACUGGAUGGUACUGCCCUCUGGAAUUCUCUCUAUAGGACACACGCAGAGUUACCUGCGCAGCAGAGGAGCCAGACAGAAUUGAGCCAAAUGGAAGUCUGAGCUGGGCAGAACUCUGGACCAGACAGAAUUUUGGGCCAGACAGUGUUCUUAGCCAAACAGAGCCAGCUGAGUCAGCUGAAAGAGAAAUUAUCAAUCUGGUACUAAACCAAGCCCACACGCACUGGCCUGGAGUUCUUCCAAGGAAAACAGAACGUCUGAUAGACAAACUCUGAAGUAAGUACAUGGAAGUCUUGGAAAACUGACCUCAGCCAAAGUGCCAAAGGGGAAGUGAGAGUGGACUGCAGCUGACGGAGGGAAUACCGGGGCAAAGAAAGAUCAGGAGCUGCAGACGGAGCAGAUCUUUGUAGCCUGGAGCCUCAGCACAGAGACGGAGAGAUGGAGACGCAAAGAGGAAGAAGCUUUCUCUUGGAAAGAAGCUCCACCUGCCUUCUGCUGAUCCUCACCUUGGGUAUGUGUGGCGUUCAAGCACUAGAGAUGUCCACAGGUAAGAUCCCCUUUCUGGAAGCAGUGAAUGGAAGUGAUGUCCUGCUGCCCUGCACCUACGCCAGCUGCAUCGGCAUCAAAGACCUUUACUUCAAAUGGGAGUUUAACGACAAUGGCACCAUGCUGAAGGUGAUCGACGCAGUGAUCCCAACUGACCAUGUGGAACCAUCAACUGUCAAUAUUUACCGGGAAAGGGUGGAAUUUGUGGGAUCCAGCAAAAGUAAUAACCUGUCCAUGGUGCUCUGGAACGUGACGUUUGAGGAUGCAGGGGAGUACACGUGCUUCGGCAAGAACCCUAAAGAGAAGGAUAAGAACCACAGCGCCAUCUUCACCCUAUACGUGGUGGACGAAUUGAGGGUCGUGGAUAACACUCUGACCAUCAUCAUCGUCUCCUGUGUGGGAGGCUGUAUAGCCCUGCUGGUGAUCUUCAUGCUGCUCAAGAACUUCACACUCUUCGUCCUCGCUAAGAUUGAAGAGAAAAAUAAGGAGUGCCUUGUCUCCUCCUCAGGGAUCGACAACACGGAAAAUGGUCUGUCAGGCUCCAAAACCACACCCAAGCCCACACCAAAGAAAGCAUGAGACUGAUAUAAUAUGCACACACUCAUCAGCCACCAUGCUGGGCCCGUCCUGUCAGUUCACAUCUCUGUUUACAAAAUCUACUUAGUCAUUCUCCAUAUUUACUUCGUAUUCUUUUACAUGACUCACCACUCUUUUCCUUA